Messenger RNA from Aspergillus terreus NIH2624, 912 nucleotides. RefSeq names its product NAD-dependent epimerase/dehydratase family protein. The record is from RefSeq and is a predicted model, not a curated record. NCBI's taxonomy places the organism in Eukaryota, Fungi, Ascomycota, Eurotiomycetes, Eurotiales, Aspergillaceae. The coding region runs from base 1 to 912 and encodes 303 amino acids. The transcript has a single exon.
AUGGGUAAACGCAUUGUGGUCACGGGUGGCUCGGGAAAGGCUGGGCAACACAUCAUCCAAUACCUCCUCGAGCACGGCCACGACAUCCUGAAUCUGGACCUAGUCCCACCACCAGCCAACCUCGCAGACCGCGUCGACACUCUGCGUGUCGAUCUAACCGAUGCCGGGCAAGUCUACAGCGCCCUCGGGUCCCAUUUCCGGCUCUCAGAGCCCUUCCGCGAACCGCUCGGGCUGGUACCCGACGCAGUGAUCCAUCUAGCCGGCUAUGCCCGCAACAUGAUUGUUCCCGACAACGAGACGUUCCGGGCCAACACGCAGGCGACAUACAAUGUCAUCGAAGCGGCGAGCCGCUUGAACAUCAAGAAGAUCGUCCUCGCGAGCUCCGUGACCGUCUACGGGGUGACCUACGCCGAGGGCGACGUGGACUACCCCUCUUUCCCGGUGGACGAGGACGUCGACGCCAACCCGAUGGACACGUACGCCAUCUCUAAGGUCUGCGUCGAGCGUGUGGCGCGCGGCUUCGCACGGCGGUACGGGAGUGAUAUCUACGUGCUGCGGAUUGGGAGGGUGAUCGCGCCGGACGAGUACAAGGGCCCCAUCGUCAGGGGGUAUGUUGAUCAUCCUGAGGAGUGGAAGGCGCAUGGCUGGUCGUAUACGGACGCGCGGGACCUGGGUCAGAUGUGCGAGCGGGCCGUGCUGAAGGACGGCCUCGGGUUCCAGAUUUUCAACGCUGUCAAUGAUGAGAUCACGAAUUAUACGCCUUCCACUGCUGAGUUUUUGGCUCGCGUGUGUCCGAAUGUUCCUGUCACUCGGGAGAUGGGACCGCGUGAAGCCCCUAUCAGCAAUAGGAAGAUUAGGGAGCUGUUGGGUUUUCGUCAGGAUCACCCCUGGCAAAAGUACUAUGAAGAAUAG